Molecule: messenger RNA, 1335 nt
Organism: Hypoxylon trugodes
Lineage: Eukaryota; Fungi; Ascomycota; Sordariomycetes; Xylariales; Hypoxylaceae
Product: Phosphomevalonate kinase
Exons: 2
Coding region: 1-1335 (444 amino acids)
Biological process (GO): ergosterol biosynthetic process; isopentenyl diphosphate biosynthetic process, mevalonate pathway
Cellular component (GO): peroxisome
Molecular function (GO): ATP binding; phosphomevalonate kinase activity
Source: RefSeq, a predicted model, not a curated record
AUGCCGAGUCCGCCUACGGCCGUCUCCGCUCCGGGCAAGGUUCUCCUGGCCGGAGGCUUUCUAGUCCUCGACCGUCAAUACACCGGUUUGGUAUUCGGUCUAAGUGCUCGCAUCAAUGUUAUCGCCCAGGAAAUCAAGACUAGCAAAGGUGUACAGCUGAGCGAAAUUAUUGUCGAUAGCCCUCAGUUCCUUGACGCUCAAUGGCGAUACGGUUAUCACCUUGCUCCUGAGGAUGGGGGUAUCAAGCUGACACAGCUGCAAGUCGGCGAAAAAAUAAGCCCCAACUCCUUUGUUGAGAUCACCCUCGCUUAUGCCCUGACAUACAUUAUCACCGCGGGGAAUCUUAAAAUGUUCGACCCGGUGCAGCUCACCAUCCUAGCUGACAAUGACUACUACUCGCAACCACAUUCUUCCUCUACCACCCCUUCAUCAACAGGCCGCUUCGCCAAAUUCCCGACCGGGAUAAAGGACACCAACAAAACAGGCCUCGGCUCCUCCGCAGCCCUGGUAACUUCUUUAACCGCCGCACUACUAACUUACUACCUGCCGCAAUCAAUCUUCAACCUGGAAACCGAACAAGGCAAACACACACUGCACAACCUAGCCCAAGCCGCGCACUGCGCAGCCCAAGGCAAAGUAGGUUCCGGCUUCGACGUCGCAGCCGCCGUCUUCGGCGGGUGCGUAUACCGCCGUUUCUCCCCAUCCGUCCUACGCGAUCUCCCCGAAAUCGGUGCCCCCGGUUUCGCGCCGAAACUUAAAGCAUGUGUUGAGAACGCGGAUAGUAAAUGGGAUACGGAAGUAUCCAAGGAUAAAGCCGUCAUGCCGACUGGUGUCGCGCUACGGAUGUGCGAUGUAGAUUGUGGGAGUCAGACUGUGGGUAUGGUUAAGCAAGUCUUGAAAUGGCGCGAGCAGGGUGAUCCACAGGGGGCGAAGGAACUUUGGGAUGAGUUGCAUGCUAGGAAUGAGAAGCUUGGGGAUGUACUUUCUGGUGCGAAGAAAGAUGAGAUCCGUGAUACGGUGGUGGGUGUUAGGGAAUUGGUUAGGAAGAUGGGUGAGCAGAGUGGUGUUCCGAUUGAACCGUCUAGUCAGACGGAGUUACUCGAUGCGCUGACGCAGAAGGUUGAGGGCGUGUAUGCGGGUGUCGUGCCUGGUGCUGGUGGGUUUGAUGCUGCGGCUUUGUUGGUCAAAGACGAUGAGGUGACUGAGAAGAGGAUUAGAGAGUUUUUGGAGGGGUGGAGUAAGGAGAAGGGUGGGAAGGUUCGGUUGUUGGAUGUUAAGGGGGAAAUGGAGGGUGUAAGACGGGAGGGUUUGGGGGUGUAUGAGGGGUGGUUGUGA